Messenger RNA from Micromonas pusilla CCMP1545, 1516 nucleotides. Its product is annotated as aminotransferase. Gene Ontology annotation, molecular function: pyridoxal phosphate binding; transaminase activity. NCBI's taxonomy places the organism in Eukaryota, Viridiplantae, Chlorophyta, Mamiellophyceae, Mamiellales, Mamiellaceae. Gene Ontology annotation, biological process: polysaccharide biosynthetic process. The transcript has a single exon. The record is from RefSeq and is a predicted model, not a curated record. The coding region runs from base 209 to 1516 and encodes 435 amino acids.
CCGCGCGGGCGGGGGCGGUCGCGCGCACGCCGAGCCGGCGUCCGGGGCGUCGCGCGCGCGUCCCGCGAUCGCCGUCGACGCGCGAGGGGGAUCGCGACGCGCGUUCGGUCGCGUCGGCGCGCGCGUUCGAUCGUCGCGCGACAGAAGCGAUCGAUCGCGUUUUGAACGCGGCGUUUUGAACCGCGUCGUUCCGUCGUCGCCGGCGACGAUGGAGCCGCUGAGAGAGGAGCUCCCGCUGUUCAAGGUGUUCAUCGCCCCCGACGCGGGACCGCGCGCCGCGGAGGUGCUCGCGUCCGGCGCGGUGACGCAAGGGCCGCUGGUGGACGCGUUCGAGCGCAAGCUCGCGGCGUUCCUCGACAACCCGCACGUGCUCUCGCUCAACAGCGGGACGAGCGCGCUGCACAUCGCGCUGCACAUGCUCAAAACGCCGGACGCCGCGUCGAGAUGGCCGGGCCUGAAGCCUGGGGACGAGGUGUUGACCACCGCGCUGACGUGCGCGGCGACGAACUGGCCGAUACUCGCGAACGGGCUUCGCCCGCGGUGGGUGGACGUCGACGCCGGCACCGCGAACGUGGACGUCAAGGUUUUGCGGCGAAAGCUGACGAGGCGCACGAAGGUGAUUCAGUUCGUGCACUGGGGCGGGACCCCGGUGGAUCUGGACGCGAUCGAGCGCGUUCGCGAGUACGCGGAGAAGAAGUUCGGGUUCCGGCCCGCGGUGAUCGAGGACGCCGCGCACGCGAUCGGCGCGGAGUGGAACGGAAUCAGAGUCGGCGCGGCGUCGCGCGGGACGAUAGCGAUCUUCUCCUUACAGGCGAUCAAGCACCUCACCACGGGCGACGGCGGGCUGCUCGCGCUGCCCACGAAGGCGAUGUACGACCGCGCGAAAGUGUUGCGUUGGUACGGGAUAUCGAGAGCGCGCGAAAACUACGACGAGAACGACUACCGGUUAGAGUCGGACGUGAAAGAGUUUGGGUUCAAGAUGCACAUGAACGACCUCGCCGCCGCGGUCGGCCUCGCGAACUUACCGCACCUGGAGACGAUCCUCGCGUCGCACAGAGCGAACGCGUCGUACUACGACAGCGCGCUGCGAGGGAUCGACGGCGUGACGCUCUUGAACGACGUCCCGCGCGGGGCGAGCUCGAGCUACUGGAUGUACAGCUUCCACGUGCGCGACAAGCCGGCGUUUAUCACAUUCAUGAAGAGCAAAAACGUCGCGACGUCGCAGGUGCACGCGAGGAACGAUACGCACUCCGUGUGCGCGCCGUUUAGGACCCCGCUCCCGGUGCUGGACGAGGUCGUGAAGACGCUCGUGAGCGUGCCCGUGGGGUGGUGGGUCACGCGUCGCGACCGGGAGUACGUCGUGGAGGCGGUGAAGGCGUUUUUCGAGACGACGCCGGCGGCGGAGGUUUCGGUUUCUUCUCCCGGGGGCGCGGCCGCGAGCGGGUCUGGAAGCGCGGCGGGGGGGGAACGCGCGGGGGGUGCGUUCUGUUGGACCGGGACGAGGUCGAAGUUAUGA